Molecule: messenger RNA, 732 nt
Organism: Penicillium soppii
Lineage: Eukaryota; Fungi; Ascomycota; Eurotiomycetes; Eurotiales; Aspergillaceae
Product: short-chain dehydrogenase
Exons: 8
Coding region: 1-732 (243 amino acids)
Molecular function (GO): oxidoreductase activity, acting on the CH-OH group of donors, NAD or NADP as acceptor
Source: RefSeq, a predicted model, not a curated record
AUGGCAGCCAAAACCUGGCUUAUUGUCGGUGCGUCUCGCGGCAUUGGCCUCGAAUUCGUGCGGCAGAUCCUGGCGCGCGGUGACCGAGUCAUCGCCACUGUGCGCGGCCAUGGGAGCGCAUUGGAGGCGAUUGUUCAUGAUGCCCCCGACCGAGCAACCAUUUUGAUGUGCGAUGUGUCCCAUGAGCAAGGUAUCAAUAUAUUCAUCAACCAAUUUGUCCAAACUGGCGAGCGGAGAAUCGACUAUGCCGUGGUUAAUGCUGGAAUACUGGAGUAUCCAAACCAUGCACUUGAAAUGACCUUUGACAAAUUCUCCCAUCACUUACUCGCCAAUACAGUCGGACCCAUCAUAGUAGCCCAGAAGCUGCUGCAGAUAGCCGAUGUUAUGAUUGGAACCGUCGCAUUCAUGUCAAGUGACUCCGGCUCCACGCAGCGGUUCUUGUCCUUUGAAGACGGAUUUGCUGCAUACGGAGCAUCUAAAGCAGCUCUCAAUCAGGCUCUACGUCACAUGGCUGAGGAGCUCAAGCGCAAGGGGCGCGAUAAUAUCAUUCUAGCCCUCCAUCCCGGAGAGGUUGCGACUGACAUGGGAAAGAUCGAGAUAUCAUGGGAUCUAGAUGGAGGCCAAAUUAGUGCCCAAGAGUCCGUUUCUGCUAUGAUCAGUGUGAUUCAGAGUAAGACUAUUGAACAGAGUGGCACAUUCUGGACUUGGGAAAACGAGCAAUACCCAUGGUGA